AUGUCUACCAUCACGCGAAACGCCCUCCAGUCCUCCUAUCCCCCGAAGGAGCAUAAGGACUUCAACGCCAACCAGCCAAAGACGAUACGCCUCUACCCGCUAAGCAACUACACCUUUGGCACAAAAGAGAACCAGCCCGAAGAAGACCCUUCAGUGCAUGCGCGUUUGGAGCGUCUGAGGGAACACUAUCAAGAGCAUGGCAUGCGCCGGACGUGCGAGGGCAUCCUCGUCUGCCACGAGCACAACCAUCCACACAUCCUGAUGUUGCAAAUCGCCAACGCCUUCUUCAAGUUGCCCGGCGACUACCUCAAACCCGAAGAGGACGAGAUCGAAGGCUUCAAAGCACGACUAAACGAGCGUCUUGCACCAGUCGGCUCGCAGUUCUCCGGCGAAGGCGUCAACGACGAGUGGCAGAUUGGCGAUACACUAGCACAGUGGUGGAGGCCGAAUUUCGAGACGUUCAUGUAUCCGUUCAUACCGGCACAUGCUACGCGGCCGAAAGAGUGCAAGAAGCUGUACUUCAUCCAACUGCCUGCGAGUAAGGUGCUCAGCGUCCCCAAGAACAUGAAACUCCUAGCUGUCCCCCUUUUCGAGUUAUACGACAACACUCAGCGCUACGGCCCGCAGCUUUCGGCUAUUCCGCACCUGCUCUCCCGAUACAACUUCGAGUUCAUGGACGAGAGCGGCAACGUCGUCGCCAUAACGCCCGGAACAGGGCCGAAAGGCAGCGCUCCGCAGACGCAAGUCCUAACGGGUGGAGACCAAGACACUCCAGCGACUAUGAACGGAGACACACAGUGA
Coniosporium apollinis CBS 100218 is the source of this 801-nucleotide messenger RNA. RefSeq lists its product as uncharacterized. Lineage: Eukaryota; Fungi; Ascomycota; Dothideomycetes. The record is from RefSeq and is a predicted model, not a curated record. Gene Ontology annotation, cellular component: mRNA cleavage factor complex. The coding region runs from base 1 to 801 and encodes 266 amino acids. Gene Ontology annotation, molecular function: mRNA binding. The transcript is spliced from 4 exons.